Messenger RNA from Symbiodinium necroappetens, 405 nucleotides. The record is from the annotation of a GenBank genome assembly. NCBI's taxonomy places the organism in Eukaryota, Dinophyceae, Suessiales, Symbiodiniaceae.
GCCUUGAAGCAGUUCGCUGCGAACAGCGCGCAGAAAACCCGCAAGUCGACUCUGGAGCUCGCCUUUGCGGUGCGCCAAGCGGCAACGGCCAGAGUUCUUGCCGUGAAGGACCGUGUGGUCAUGGCUCGCUCUCAGGUUCAUGCCCAGGCCAGCAGCGCCGUUGUCAACGCCAAGGCCAAGGCACUGGAGGUCUCGGGGAAGGCCAAGCAAGCUGCCAAGGAUGGUCAUGUGCAGGCAACUGCGGCUGGCAUUGCAGGUGGCGCAGCAACCCUUGGUGCCGCAGGCGGCGCCACCGGCUUGGCCUCGGGCGUCGCCGUCGGUGCAGCCCUGGGCGUCGUCCCUGCCCUGUUCACGUUUGGCCUUUCCAUCCCCAUCGGCGCUGCCAUCGGAGGUGGCACCGGACUG